AUGCCGCAGGAGCCCGGCAGCUUCCCGCGCAGCAUGUCGCGUCCGAUGUCUCCCAAUGCGGCGCGGGCGGCGCCGCCACCCCGGAGCGCGCGCGGCGUCGCGGACGCGGCGGGCAAGCUGACGAUGGUGAUGGUCGGGCCGACCGGGCAGGGCAAGAGCACGCUGGGGAACCUCGUGGCCGGCGGCGGCAAGGGCUUCGCGCCCUUCACCACCUCCGACGAUUUCGACUCCGAGACCAUGGAGGCCGCCCACGCGGACUUCGCGUACGACCUGCAGACGUUCAGGGCAAUCGACACGAUCGGCUUCCUCGACACCAGGAUGGAUAAGACCCAAAACAUGGACAAGUUCGCUGGCUUUGCUGAUCGAGCCCCUGGUGGUAUCGACGUGUUACUCUUUGUUCUGAAGAAGGGCCGCUUCACGGAGCAGUCCCUGGGCCAGAUCGCCGCCUUCCGCGCCAUCGCUGGCGAGGAGGCGCUGCGCCACACGCUCCUGGUGUUCACGCACUGCGGCAACGAGACCAACGAGUCGCUCCGGGACCGCUGCAGCAACACGUCCAACACCCACCUCAGGGCUGCCAUGGGCUCCUGCGUGGGCGUGAUCGGCGUCGACAGCUUCGCGCAGGGCCGGAAGGGCGAUCGCGACGCGCUCUUGCAGGAGAUCAAGCACGUGAUCAAGGCCAACGGAGGGCACAAGUACGACAACGCCUCCAUCUCGGAGGCCAGGGAGCGGCGGGCUGAACUCCAGGAGCGAAUCAUCAGGCACCUUUCGCAGGAGCGGCGCGACGCCAUGGAGGAGAAACUUGACGGACUGUACCACGGGCGGUUCACCUUCAUGCAGGUGCACCGCGCAGUCGAGGAAGCCAUCGAGCGCGAGGAAAGGCAGCGGAAGGAGGAGGAGGAACGCCUCAGCCUGCAGGCGCUGCUGCACGCGGCGGCCAGCGAGGCGCAGGCGUGGAAGGAGGUGGCCCGCAACGUGCUCAAGGCGCAGGCUGGCCAGCAGCAGUCCGCAUUCGCGGCCUGCUGCGGGCCGGCGGCGCCCGCGACGUACGACGCCUGCGAGGUCACGGUGGCCGAGCCCGCCAUCAGGCCGCCCAAACCCUACGGGGGCUACGGCGGCGGCGGCUACGGCGGCUACGGUGGCCAGAGCGGCGUCUUGGGCAACGCGCCAGACUCCAGAGGCGGCUGGGCCCCUAUCAAGUACGACCGCCCGCGCAGUCCGUAG
Molecule: messenger RNA, 1221 nt
Organism: Prorocentrum cordatum
Lineage: Eukaryota; Dinophyceae; Prorocentrales; Prorocentraceae
Source: the annotation of a GenBank genome assembly